AACAAAUGAUCUUGCAAAGGAAAGUGUCUUUUACAGCGGAGCAAACUGUCAUUUCAACGCAGCGCUCACCAGCGUCACUCUCACUUUCAGGAAUCAAUAGAAAUCGCUGCGACCAAAGAAGCUUCUACCUGAAGGGGAAAUUGAAGAAUCGAUUCCAAAGAACCAUCGACUGGCAUUGGUGAAUUAUGGAAUAUUUCCCGUUUUCUAAGGGAUUAUGGGCAGGUGACAACAGGUUUCUGCAUCACCACUUCACUGACAUAUUAACAAGUGUGCACAUUACCCGGGAGGUCCCUGAAGACGCAGUCUUCGGCCCCUGCAUCCUCCAGAACACAUUUUACGACACUAUCGCUUUCAUUGCCUUGAAAUCUUCAGACCGGAGAAGUGUGCCCUACGUUUUUCGGGUGGAUGCGACUGCGUUGAAUAGCUCGACGGAUGGAUUGUCUUGGUUGCGACUGGUACAAGCGGCCAGCAAUAACAAGGAACAAAACUUGGAGGCUUACUUGAAGAACGGACAACUGUACUAUCGCUCCACGCGGAGAAUCGGGAGGGAUGAGGAACUCUUCGUGUGGUACGACCAGGAGCUGUCCACGCUCCUCGGCUUCACCGACAUCACACCCCGCACUGGCUCGAAUACCUUCAGAUGCGCGGACUGUGAUCAGGAACUGAAGUAUGAAAAUCCAUAUCUGGCCCAUGUUCGAUUCUUAUGCGCGAAGAGGAAGGAUUAUCUCUGGCGAGAUUUUCGGGCCCUGGGGUUUGGUCACGAUAGCCUUUGGAAGGAGACUCCCAGGAGCUUGGAGGUGAGAGAGAAGACCAGAGUGACCAACUUCCACAGGAUAGCCCAUGAUCUGGAGCACUCCAAGAAAAAAUCAGCGUCGCAGGACGAGGGGCGACCUUCCUCCGAGAAACACCCCAGCAAGCGGAAACAGGAUGGGCCAGAGGAGAACAAAAGCAGGAACACCGUCUUGUUGGAGAAAACAAAUAACCUGGUGUGCGUGCAGAGCGGCGUUUCUAAAGACGAACCAAGUGUUUUCCCGGCUUUCGCAGUUUCCGUUUGGAAACUUAAUUCGGACAAGUUUCUAUUGAAGAGGGAUUCGUCUGAACAUAAAACAAGCGCAUUCACCGAGGUCCGUCGACCGCGUGAAAGGGCCGAAGCUGCCAAAUCAGAGGGAAAUGUUAAAGACCGUGCCCCUGAUUUGACCAGGAAGGCAAGGACAGAGCUGGUGCUCAGCUCCACUGGGAGCGCCUUCUCUUCGGUUUUGCCAUCUGGUGCCAGAGAGGAUCAGAAGAGUGCGUUCUGUCAGCCGAGCAGACGAAGCGGGGAAGGGGCGCCUCUGCUUCUUGCUCAUGCACUGCAUGCCGCUGCCGAAAGCUCGGGGGAUUUAUCCGAUUCAAUCGCCACUAGUCACCUCCCGGGCCCCGCCAAUCUGCUGGGCUCCAAGUCUCUCAGGACUGAUCUGGGCAAUUCUCACAUACUGCACGCAAGUGUUACAAACAACAGCCCACGUUUAUACAGCACUGACAUGUGGCCUAAACCGGUCGGCGUACAACUCCAAUCCACGUCCUCGCUGACUCUCCUUCCACCGUCCUACACGUCCUUUGGGGUUUCAGCCCAGAACUGGUGCGCUAAGUGCAACGCAUCCUUUCGGAUGACCUCGGACCUGGUGUUUCACAUGAGAUCGCAUCAUAAAAAGGAAUACGCAACUGACUUCUUGAACAAGAGAAGGAGGGAAGACAAGUUGACAUGCCCGAUAUGUAAUGAAUUUUUUAGAGAGCGCCACCAUCUAUCGCGACACAUGACAUCUCACAAUUGAGGUGUGAAUUAAAACUGAAGGGAUUGUAUGGGCUCGCCGGCAGUCUGAUCAGAAGGUGCCAGGGGGUGCCUUCCUUAAGAAACUGGAGUCACUUCAUUUGAGGGUGAACUACUCUCCCAGGCUUGGAACAGUGUUACAGUAGUCGGGAGAAACAGUCUUAAAUAUUAAAAAUCCGCACCAUUUGAAUUUAUUUAGGCUAAUAAAAGACAUUAAUUGCAAAAAAGAUGCCCAUGUUAUCAAAGCUGUAGGAUAAUUGGUUUGAUUUGGCAAUGGAUUAAAUGUAUACCGCAUGGAACAUCUGUGGUUAUAAGUUUCUGCUUUUUGGAUUUUUGUUAACUUAGAGAAACAGUAAUUGGUUAUGCCGUUGAUAAAGCGACAUUCAAUGUAUAAUUAUUUCAGUUUGGAGAAUUAAUUUUGCACAAUAUCUGUACCGGCCCCACCUCACUUUAUUUGCCACGAUACAUAUUUAGAUUCUUGUGUUGUAGGAUGUAAACUUACUCAAGCACAAAACGGAGUGGCCACACCCAACUAUUCAUCGGUUUGAAUAUCUGUCAUGAUUGCUUUUAAAUAACAUGAUAAACACGACCUGUUUACUCUCGAACAUAGUCCAGUUC
Leucoraja erinaceus (little skate) is the source of this 2425-nucleotide messenger RNA. RefSeq names its product PR domain containing 8 (gene znf488). The coding region runs from base 186 to 1811 and encodes 541 amino acids. Gene Ontology annotation, biological process: regulation of DNA-templated transcription. The transcript has 4 exons. Gene Ontology annotation, molecular function: protein binding. Gene Ontology annotation, cellular component: nucleus. The record is from RefSeq and is a predicted model, not a curated record. NCBI's taxonomy places the organism in Eukaryota, Metazoa, Chordata, Chondrichthyes, Rajiformes, Rajidae.